AUGACGGACCCUCUAAGUAUCACUGCGAGCGUAGUCGCAGUCGCCGGCCUCGCCUAUUCCAGCAGUAAAGUGCUGUAUGAGUUGAUCUCGACGAUCCGCGAUGCGCCCUCGGUGUUCCACGACCUAAAUCAAGACAUCAGUACUCUCAGUCAUAUCUUGAAUGCGUUGAAAACAAACCUGCCCGAUCGUGGUGCAACAAAGGAUGAAGCACAGCUAGCAUGCUUCACAGCCAUGGAACAAACUCUACAGGGCUGCGAUCUCGCGUGCAGGGCUUUUAAAGAUAAAGUGCAUGACCUUACAAUACACUCCCAAGAUGGAAAGAGAAGCUUUAGGGAUGGAGUCAAGCUAAAGUUUCAGAGCAAAAGCAUUGAUGAUUUUCAUACGAAGGUCAAUAGUUGGAAGACGAGUCUUGCUCUUGCACUCGACGUAGCUUUACUUGCGACCCCACAUUCUGAUAAGAAUGCCCUCAACGCGCUCGAAAACAAAAUGACGACUGCCAAAGACCAAAUCACGGUUAGUCUUGAACAAGUCAAUACAAGGCUAGAUAAGCUGCUCGCGUUGGAACCGGAGAGCGAGGAAGACCUGCAGAUUAUUGCUCAAAAGAAAGCGGUUGAGGAACAGCAGAAGGCAGCUCUUAUACAGUGCCUUUCCCUGUACCAAGCAGCAGCGGAUAGUGCAACCCAGAUAACCGGUCAUUCUUUCAAAAAUAAUAAACUUCUAGGCGAGGCAAAGGCAAUCUAUGGCGAUGUUGGACAACUAGGAGAGCACAGCAAAAGCCAUAGCUACGAUGGUAACGAGGCCAACAAUAAGGCGAGAGCAGUGUAUGGGAAUAUAGAUGGAAAAUUCCUUUCGACUUUCAUGGGACAUAGCAGCUAA
Molecule: messenger RNA, 876 nt
Organism: Bipolaris oryzae ATCC 44560
Lineage: Eukaryota; Fungi; Ascomycota; Dothideomycetes; Pleosporales; Pleosporaceae
Exons: 2
Coding region: 1-876 (291 amino acids)
Source: RefSeq, a predicted model, not a curated record